AUCUGGUUUGUCUUGGUCCCUCGACCUGAACACCGCGUUUCGGCCCUCACCUCGAUCCCACCACCUUCCCUCGUUCGUCCCUUGCACCCUUUUGUUGCAUCUUUUCCUGUCUCAUUUCGUCCGAGUCCCCCAACUACCACCAUGGCUUCUACCAAUGGUCCUGAAGCAGAAUUUUCUGAUCCAGAACGCAUUCGCCUGAUCCAAACUCUGAAGGACAAAAUGGGCGAAAUACAACCGACGGCCUGGGCUUGUCUCUGGCUUUCUGAUAUCGAGAAGCUACGGGGAGCUGCAGGAGGCUGGCCGACGGCGCUAAUGGCAAUGGCAUUCCAUAAUAUGGAAUGCGACACAAAGCUUGCUCAAGCAUGGGCUCAACGAAAGCGAGCACCAGUCUCUACCGCUUCUACCCCACAACGCGUCCCCACGCCGCAGGCAUCUGCUACUCCCAUACGGCCUCCUCAAGCACAGCCAUCUUCAGCACAGUCAUCUCCCGCAUUAUCACCUCUGGCAGAUGGAAGACGUGGACAAAAGCGAACCGUUAGUGGACGACCGAUUUCGACCCCGUUGCAACCAAUUGCUCUAGGGUCGCCAUCAGCAAAUCAGCAGUUUUCGCCAUCUGGUGGUCGUUCCAAGAGCCAGCGAGAGCGAUGCUAUCAGAGAGACCAGAUGAAAUGUGUUCUGACAAAGGCUGGCGACCCAAUUGAGGUUGCCCAUAUUUACCCAUUCUCUCUGCAAAUCGAACUCCGCCCUGCCUCGCAACAGAGUGGAACGUCCUUCUGGACCAUGCUCCGAAUGUUCUGGUCCGACGAGCGUGUGGAUGCUUGGUUCAACGCACUCUUUCCUCACGGUACUGAAACCUGUCAAAAUCUAAUCGGUCUUUGCCCAAACGCGCAUGCAUACUGGGGAAAGGCGUAUUUCGCCCUGAAGCCGAUCCAAAUGUCAGAUGACAAGAAACGGCUGGAUAUUGAGUUUCAUUGGCUGUCCUCAAACCCAUACGCUGAACGCGUUGACCUCGCUCAAGUCCCUUCUUUAGCGAUCACAGAUCACGGUCCAAACGAAACGAGGCUAUUUGACGUUCAGACUUUGGAAGUCAUCAGUUCCGGACAACAAAUCUGUCUCACAACCGAUGACCCAGAAUUGCGACCGCUACCUAAUAUGAAGCUACUGGAGAUGCAGUGGUAUCUACACCGCGUGACGGCAAUGAGCGGAGCAGGGGACCUCCCAGACGAUUUUUUUCACCAAAGUGACGACGAGGACGAUGUUGGGGUCGAUUUCGAAGACGACCAGGGAAGGGGUGAUACUGAGAGCGACUAUGAAUGGGAUACGGACAGAGAGACUUGGGCACGUUCUUAGGAGCAGCGUUUCCCUUUUCGACUACGAGAAACCCCAGUGCUCCAAGGAAUGAUUGGGCUCCGUGGUGGGGGUGGUGAUAGAGGCCCCGAUCCAGAUUACAGCAGCGAAGACGAUGAAGAAAUUGAUGAGAAUGACGGGUUGUCAGGUUAGCUGAGCUCCACGAAUUCCUCGAGGAUAACAGUCAUACCUAUGUAUUUGUGCAUACGGACUAGAUAUGGGUAGCGAAGUAGAAGAAGGUAGUUACAAACAUGACACCUGCAAGAUGACGGCAUGGUGCCUGGGGUUGGCGACGAGGACUUCACAAAAUUGUGC
Molecule: messenger RNA, 1662 nt
Organism: Cladophialophora immunda
Lineage: Eukaryota; Fungi; Ascomycota; Eurotiomycetes; Chaetothyriales; Herpotrichiellaceae
Exons: 3
Coding region: 142-1350 (402 amino acids)
Source: RefSeq, a predicted model, not a curated record